ACCGUCCCAUCCAAGUCCUGGGCUGGAAGAUGAGGCUUAGAAAAGGCUUUGGGGCACCAUCACGAUGCUGGACGAUGCCUGAAGCCCCCGCUGCGCUCGGUGCCGUGGGGUUGGGCUGCAGGCUGGUGCUGGGAGCGCUGUGUAACGCCUGCCUGUACAUAAUAAACCCCAUGUUCGGCCCCAGUGUGCUCAGAGUCCAUGGAGGGAUGCGGGUCCGGCCCCGAGCCCUUCUGCAGGCCGAGAGGGGCCGCCCCAAGGGGGGCACAAAGCGCUUGUUACCCCCCCCGGACCAUUUUGGAGGCGGAACCAAAGCGCUGCGGUGCUGUUUCCGGCCGGAGAGUGGGGAGAGAGGACCGGAGCGCCGGAAGUGGGGAGGGGGUGAAGGCGGAAGUGGGGGGCGGCGCCAUGGGCCGCAGCCGGUCCCGUUCGCCGCCGCGUCGCGAUCGCCGCCGAUCUCGAUCCGCUUCUCGGGACCGGGACAGGAGGAGGAGGGAACGGACACGAUCCCGGGACCGGGACAGGAGGAGAACGAGAUCCCGGUCCCCGCAUCGGCGGAGAUCCAGGUCCCCCCCCCCCGGCGGCACCACUCCAGCUCGUCCUCCCCGCUGAGACUGAAGGAGAGACGGGACGAGGAGAAGAAGGACAGUAAAGACACCAAAGGCAAAGAGCGGCAGAUCACGGAGGAGGAUUUGCAAGGCAAGACGGAGGAGGAAAUCGAGAUGAUGAAGAUGAUGGGCUUCGCUUCUUUCGACACAACAAAAGGCAAGAAAGUGGACGGUGCUGCAAACGCAUACGCCAUCAACGUGUCCCAGAAGAGGAAAUACAGACAGUACAUGAACAGAAAAGGAGGAUUCAACAGACCAUUGGAUUUCAUCGCUUGACGCUGCACGGAGCAGCUCUGCCUUGUUCACACACCUCAAAGGUGGGACAGGACUCCGUCACUCCAUCCUCAAAGGGAUUUUGGGGUCAUUUAGAGCAAAUCCGGGUGCUCUCGCUCUGCCCUGCACCGAGGGAGGGUGAACUGAAGCUCAUCGAUCUCGGCUCCGUUUGCUCCUCGCCAGGAUUUCCUGCUGGUUCUAUUGGUUGUUGUGUUAUUUUUUUUACCAGCUCAGCAUCGUCUGAUUCAAACCCAUCGAUAUUUUUCCCUUUCCUUUCUGGUUCAUCCCCAAUCUCCCUUUAUUAUAACAUCACUCAGGAAUAAAGUCAGCGAGAAAACGCUGCUGGAAAACCCACCCAACAGCUGAUCCCCAACUCAACCUUUGGGAUUUGAGCUGAACAAACUCA
Molecule: messenger RNA, 1284 nt
Organism: Coturnix japonica (Japanese quail)
Lineage: Eukaryota; Metazoa; Chordata; Aves; Galliformes; Phasianidae
Source: RefSeq, a predicted model, not a curated record